UCUCUCUCUCUCUCUCUCUCUCUCUCUCUCUCUCUCUCUCUCUCUCUCCCGCGAGCAGCCCCUCCCCUCCCGUUUUUUUCUGCACAGCUGGUGGCUCCAAGAGCCACCACAGCCGCCACCAGCCACCGAUUGGGGUGGUACCGGUCCCAAAAGAACCGCCAGCUCCUCCUCCUUCCAUCCCGCUCCAUCCCCGACCUCGGCAGCCGCUGGUGUCGCCGGAAUCUGCCGGAAAACGAGCUGGUUUUCACAGAUUUUCAAACCGCUCGUUCUCCCUCAUUUCUUCUCCAAAUUUGACGAGUAAGGCACGAAUCUGAUUUCAUUCAUAACAUUGUUGAAGAGAUUUUGACACAAGUAUUAAAAGUACCUAUUUCACUGUAGCAAAGUACAAUAUAUGAAUGUGCUUUUAGGUCGCAUGCAUGGUAGACAACAAUUGCUAAAGCUGUUUAUAAUUUAAUUGCCUAUAAAUUUGAAGGGAGCUGUUUUUUUGGUAAAUGCGUUGGAGAAAAUUCAACAACACGUAUGUCUCUCUCUCUCUCUUAUGAGGAACAGGAAGAUGAACCUACUUCCUGAGAGAAUUGAAAAGAAAAGAAGAUUGUAGGGGCAAGAUUAACCAUGUUUGAAGAUUUUUUUAAAAAAAGAACAAAGAAAAAACUACUUCUUCAUGUACUGUUGAAUUGAAUGCCACUUGGUAUAUGUUGAGGCUGAGGAUGCUUUUGGGUUUAGGGGGAUGUCCUUGUAUAGUCUUUCUUGUUUUAAAACCUCUGCCAAUUACUUGUUUUUUUUUUUGUCCUUUUUUUGUCUUUUUUUGUCUUUUUCUUUUUGUGAAUUUGAAGCGGAAUUAAAGAUUGGGGAAAGACUAGAGUGAUAUUUUGGUUUGGAUGGCAAAAAAUUGGUGGAAAAUUUUGAGGGUUUGGCGCAUGAAUGUGGGGAAAACAGGAAGCAAAAGGCAGAAAUGCCUUGACAUGUGCAAGUGACUUGCCUCUUUGUGUACCAAAUUACCAUAAUUUGGUAUUUAUCUUUGAAUUGCUAUACGCAAUUUAGAAGGGUAGAAUUGAAAAAAUCAAAUAUAUAAGAACCAAAAACAAAAACUAGGCAAAUUAUAUGGACAAAGAUUGAAAUUUGACCUUAUUUAAAAGAAGAGAAACUAUGUAGAAGGAACUCCACUUAAAUCUUUAUAUACGUAAGGCUUUGAACAAAUUAUUAUAUGUAAUAUUGACUAUAUCAUAUACAAAAGGACAUUGAUUAGAGGACAGGUGGUGUCUUUCAUAAUAUUAAAGUUUUUAUUGAGUUUUUUUUAAAAAAAAGCUCCCCAUUAUAUAUGUGUAUUUGACUUGCAAAGUAAACAAUAACACCUCCAAAAAGUAUUUAAAAAGUAUGAAUAAUUGUAUAUGAUUAAAUUUUUUAUUUGGUCAGAAAACUGUAUAUGACAAGAGACGUUUUGAGUUCAUUGGAAAAAACAAGGUACCUAGCUAGAAAUCAAAUCAAAUAAAAUGAAAACGCGGUAACAGUCUCACUCAAUUGACCCCAUCGAUCAUAAGCAUCCCAUCUACCUCAUUGACUUUUUGUUCAUAUUACUCAAUAUCUUGAGACUUGAAUCUUGAUAUCAUGCUUUCACAGAAGAACUCCUUACUUCUUUGAUCGUUUGAAACUCUUCAUUCUUACAAAUUACAAUCUUGAUUGCUUCCUUUUGGACAAGAAAACAUGGUAGCAGUGGCAGAGGUCUUUCUUGGGGCACUCCUUCGGUUUCUGCUGGACAGGUUAUUGACUCCACUCAACUUCCUCGCGGACGGUGUUGGCAAAAAACUGAAGACAUGGAGUGAAAUGUUGUCUUCAAUUGAACUGGUGCUUCGUGAUGCAGAGAAGAAGCAACUAACGAGCAGUGCAGUGGAGCUGUGGCUGGAUGAUCUCAAAGACUUGGCUUAUGAUAUCGAAGACAUCCUCGACAAGUUUUAUACUGAGAUGUUACGGCGCAAGUUGGACGAACAACGUGGGGCUACAACAAGUAAGGUACGAAGCCUAAUUCCUAGAUUUGAAGUCCACUUUAAUAUGAACUUCGAAAUAAAGGAGAUUACCAAUCGGCUACAAGCCAUAUCUGAACGAAAAGAUAAACUUGGGUUAAGUUUAGAUGGUAUUGGAUCUUCCUCCACUAAACCUUGGCCAAGGCCACCAAGUUCAUGUGUUCUGAAUGGCGUGCCUGUUGUUGGAAGAGAUAGUGACAAAGCAAAGAUUGUUGAAUUGUUGUCAAGAAACUAUGAGCCUAAUGCUAUCAAUUUUCAAGUAGUUGCGAUUGUUGGCAUGCCUGGAAUUGGAAAAACAACACUGGCUCAAUUUGUAUUCAAUGAGGAUGAUGUGCUGAAACAGUUUGAUCUUAAGGCAUGGGUAUCCGUGUCCGAUGAAUUCGACGUUGUAAGUGUAACAAAGGCAAUUCUUGAAUCAGUCACGUCCGGACGCUGUGAUUUGGAGGAAUUCAGUAACAUUCAGAACAAUUUGAGCAAAGCAUUGGCAGGAAAAAAGUUUCUGAUUGUUUUAGAUGAUGUCUGGAAUACAUGUGACUAUAAUCUAUGGACAAUGCUGCAAUCCCCCUUUUGUGUUGGAGCAUCGGGAAGUAAGAUAAUCGUGACAACACGCGAUGCAGAAGUUCCAAGAAUGAUGAGAUCCACUGAAGUUCACAAUUUGAGCGGUAUAUCAAAUGGUGAUUGCUGGAAAGUAUUUAUGCAACAUGCAUUUUUUAAUAUUGAAGAAAGCUCCAGACCAACGAAGUAUGAAUUACUUCAGGAGAAAAUUGUUGCAAAAUGUUGUGGGUUGCCUUUGGCGGCAAGGACUCUUGGUGGUCUUUUAGGUUGUAAAGAAAUAAAUGAAUGGGAGGAAAUAUUGAACAACAAAUUGUGGUUUCUAUCUGAUAAGAGUGGAAUUCUCCCAGUAUUGAAAAUUAGCUACUAUUAUCUCCCUUCAACUUUGAAAAGGUGUUUUGCCUAUUGCUCAAUACUUCCAAAUGACUAUGAAUUUGGGGAGACACAGUUGAUCCUUCUAUGGAUGGCAGAAGAUUUGAUUCAGAAACCAGAAGAAAAUAAACAAUUGGAAGACGUAGGCCGUGAGUAUUUUCAAGAGCUUGUGUCUAGGUCCUUAUUUCAAAAAUCAAGCAAACAAGAUUCAAGAUAUGUGAUGCAUCACCUCAUUAGUGAUUUGGCACAAAAGGUUUCCGGAGAAACCUGUUUAAGAUUGGAGGAUAUCUUGGAUGGUAGAUGGUCUCCGAAGACUCGUCAUUUGUCUUACACUGCUGGUAAAUAUGAUGGAGUCAAAAGAUUUGAGGCGUUUGCUAAAGCAAAAGUUUUGCGGACUUUUCUACCACUUUCAAUUUCACAGGAUCCAUGUAAUUAUUUGACUUGUAGGGUUACUUUUGAGUUACUGCCAAAGUUGCAAUACAUACGAGUGCUCUCUUUGAAUGGUUAUCGAUUAAUCAAGCUGCCGAAUUCAAUUGGUGAGUUGAAGUUUCUCCGAUACCUAGAUCUUUCUCACACGGAAAUAACGAGUUUGCCUCGUUCAAUAAGCACACUUUGCAACUUACAAACGUUGAUAUUAGAGAAUUGUUAUAGUUUGAAGGCACUACCUGCAAACAUGAAGAACCUAAUUAAUCUGCGUCAUCUCAACAAUUCAAACACACCUUCAUUGCAAGGAAUGCCUGCACAACUAGGUCAACUGACGAAUUUGAAAACAUUGAGUAAUUUUGUGGUGAGCGAAGGUAGGGAGUCGAGUAUAAGAGAGGUAGAGCCCCUAUUGCAUCUCCAGGGGACAUUGCGCCUCUCAAGAUUGCAGAAUGUGAAUGACAUUGAGGAUGUGAAGAGGGCGGACUUAAUUAGCAAGGCCGGGCUUGAUGUAUUGCUACUAGAAUGGAAUGGCUUAGGAGAAAAGGAAUCCGACGUGCUCGACAUGUUACAACCUCAUAGGAAGCUCAAAGUGCUCAGCAUCAAGGGAUAUGGUGGUUUGGAAUUUUCAAAAUGGAUUGGACAUCCUUUACUCUCUAGCUUGACAACGGUGUGCUUAGAGGGUUGCAACCAUUGCUGUCUGUUGCCAUCACUUGGACAAUUGCCAUCUCUCAAAAAGCUUUCUAUAAAAAGAUUGUGUGCAGUGGAAGUAGUGGGUCUUGAGUUCUAUGGAACGCUAAGAAUGCCUUUUCCACUGUUAGAGAUCCUUGAGUUUGAGGAUAUGAAACAUUGGAGGGAGUGGUUUCCAUACGAACAAGAUCAAGAUCAAGGAAUUAGAGUUUUCCCUUGCCUGAAAAUGCUUUCCAUAUCCAAAUGCCCCAAAUUGGAGGGCAGGUUACCCGAGAACCUUGAUUCACUGUCAAAGCUUGUGAUUCGUGGAUGUGAGCAGUUGGUGAUUUCAAUUUCUGACUAUAAACAACUUCAGAAAUUAGAUAUUGAUGAUUGCAAAAGGGUGGUCCAUAUAAAAGUUCAGCUUGAGUUAUUGGAGGCCUUGCAGCUUUCAAGUAUUGCAGAGUUCAAACUCCAAAUAAAGGAUUUCAUGGGAGGAUUACCAAAGCUUAAUGAUCUGGUUAUUAGCGGUUGUGAUGAGCUCACAUCUUUAUGGCAGAAUGAAGAUAAAUUGCUCCAUAACCUGAUUUCUCUUCGUUGUUUGGUUAUUGGAGACAACCCUCACCCCCAUCUUGUUCAAAAUCUUGUCUCACUCCAAGAGCUUCACAUAUAUGACUGCCCAAGUCUGAUUUCUUUUCAAGAGUUUCUUUUGCCACCUUUUGUCAAGGAAAUAAAAAUUGAGCGGUGCAGUUCUCUUGUGUAUUUUGCAAGAUACCGGAUACCUCCAAAUCUAAGAAGAAUGGAUAUUAUGUUAUGCGAAAAUUUGAAAUCACUGCUGGAGGAAGAGGAGGUAAAGGGUUCUUCGUCAUCCUCUUCUCCUUACCUGGUGAAAGAAGAGGAAUCUUGUCUUGAGUACUUGAGUAUAGAGGAUUGUCCAUUGCUGACGUCCUUAUCAUUUGAAGACCAUCUUCCCGGGACGCUUAAACAUCUUCGCAUAAGCGAUUGUGAACAGCUAGAGACAAUAACCAAUAGGUUCAAGCAUAACACUUGCCUUGAAGAAAUUAAGAUCUCGCGUUGUAAAAAUCUCAAGUGUUUACCGGAAGGCCUAUGCUACCUCACCAAUCUUCAAGAGUUAGGUAUUUAUGACUGUGCAAGUCUUGUUUCCUUCCCCGAAGGAGGGUUGCCACAAAGCGCUGCCUACCUAAGAGAGAUCGACAUCAGCUACUGCAACAAAUUGGAGGCACUACCCAAAGGCAUACAUGACCUCAACUCUCUUCAGAUAUUGAGCAUUUCUUGUUGCGAAGGUUUCACGCAGUUUCUAGAAGAUGGUUUUCCCCCUAACUUAAUACAGCUUACAAUUUAUAAUCUCAAGAGCUGUAAGGCACUCUUGGACUUGGGGUUGCACAGGCUCACCUCUCUUAGAGAACUGGAAAUUCGUGGCAAAGACCCAGACGUGUUGUUCUUCCCUCCUGAGAAAGAGAUGGUGCUUCCUAAAUCUCUCAUUCGACUUACAAUUCAGGACUUCCCGAAUCUCGUUAAACUCAGCAACGGCUUUCAACUCCUCAACUGUCUUCAAUCUUUUCACAUCGAGGGGUGUCCUAAGCUAGCAUCAAUGGCAGAGGAGAGUCUUCCUCUAUCACUUACACAACUUACUAUCUAUCACUGUCCGCUGCUAGAAGAGAGAUGCAAACCAAGUAAAGGAAGAUAUUGGCCCUCCAUAGCGCACAUCCCUUACAUUCGGAUUCAAGACCACGUGCAUAGAGCAAAUCCAGAUCAUAGCCCGCGCCUCCCGUUCUCGUGCUCUCCUUCCAGCAGAUCAGAGGACCAGAGGACCAAGCUAGCUAUCACGAACACAUAAAUUUCUUUCCUUAAAGCCAUCUUAUCGGAGAUCAAUUACGGGAUGCUUGAACAAUGGACCCUUUUACUCAUCAGCCUUUGUCCAGAGAUUUUGUCACAUGCUUUUGAUCAGGCUUCCUCACCAAGUAACCCUUAGUUUGCAUUUGGGAGCUUGUUAGGCUAAAAUGGAAAGAGAUGAAUUGAGGAGGUGGGGAGUGUUGUGGUGGCUUUGUGGUAAUCUUCCUUAAAAUUUAUGGAUUAGUUGGUGGCAUGGCAUCUCUCAGUGCAUUUGUUCGAUAUAGUUGACUAUGUUCGAUUUCAUUAGGCAUGAUGAAAAUGUUAUCCUCUUUGGCCUGCAGGGGCAUUCAAAGUUAUAUGCAAGUCAAUUUGUUGUUCUGUUUUGUUUUGAAUUUGAAUUGUAGCAUGAACUGGGAUGCAGUUUUUGCUCUAGGAUUGAAGUGAUUUGGAUUCCACAAUUCCUGACUCUUGGUUUCUGAUUUAUGACAUCAUUUUCUCUGAUUGAAAAGACAAUGAUGGAAGAAAUAUUAGUUUGGGCAUCGGUGCAGGGCUUUGACUAGCAAUACUCUAAUGCUAACCAUUUUCCCACUCAUUCUCACUACUUGGGCUAAUCGCCCAGCCCCUUAUUGCUUCUAUUUAGAGCACCUCCAGCAACAAACCCAAGCCCGGACAGGACAGGGCCCGAGCCCAGACAGGAGGUUUCAGCAGGCCAAAAGAGUCCGGGCAAGGCGUGGGUCCCAUUGAACUGGGCCAGCCUGCGAGUGAAACGAGCCUGAGGUUGAGUUGAGCCCGAAGGCUGCUGAUGUGAAAAAAUGAAAAGAAGUAUUUGCUUAGCAAGACCCAUCAAAAAUUGAAAAGAAGAAGAAAAGAGGAGGAGUUGCUUCUAUUAAAUUAAUUGAUUUUGUUUUUCCUUUUCGAUCCUCUUAAGUCAAUCUUUAGUACGUAUGGGUUCUGUGACCACUCAAUUACGAGCCUCUUCCUCUUCUUCUUUCACCCAUUCAUUGGCAUAUGAUGUCUUUCUCGGUUAUAGAGGCGCCGAUGCACACAACAAUUUUACAUACAAUCUGCAUAGCAAGUUGCUUCAACAGGGAAUAAAAACCUACCUUUAUAGAAGAGGAGAAGAAGUUCCAUUGCCAAUGCUUCUCAAAGUUAUUGAAGAAUCAAGGGUUUCAAUCAUCAUAUUCACUGAAAAUUUUGCAUCCUCCGAGUGGUGCUUGAUUGAACUGGUUAAGAUCCUCCAAUGUAGAGAAUCAAAAAAACAAAUUGUUUGGCCAAUUUAUUACAAGGUGGAUCCUUUGGAUGUACGUGACCAGCAAGGUAGUUUUGGUGAGGCAAUUGCUAAUCAUUUUUGCACAUUCAAGGAUAACAUAGAGAAGGUGUUGAGAUGGAGGGCAGCUCUUACAGAAGCAACAAAGUUGUCUGGGUGGUAUUUCUUGCACGGGCACGAAUCUAAUUUCAUUCAUAAGAUUGUUGAAGAGGUUUCAACACAAGUAUUAAACGCACCUAUUUGACUGUAACAAAGAAUAGAGUCUUGUGUAUAGUAUGAGAUAUGAAUGAGCUUUUUGUCGUAUUUGGUGGGUUGAAUUGAACUGGAUUAUCCAAUUAAAAUGAACAUGGGUCUAAUCUGUUGUUUGAUUUCAUUCUCUAGUGGGUUUUCUUCCAUUUCCACAGUUGAGCCCAUCACAUUUUUGCGAAGGUAUUGAUCUCCUUACAUUUAGUUGCGCUUCA
Prunus persica (peach) is the source of this 7613-nucleotide messenger RNA. Its product is annotated as putative disease resistance RPP13-like protein 1. Gene Ontology annotation, biological process: defense response to other organism. The transcript has 5 exons. Gene Ontology annotation, molecular function: ADP binding. Lineage: Eukaryota; Viridiplantae; Streptophyta; Magnoliopsida; Rosales; Rosaceae. The record is from RefSeq and is a predicted model, not a curated record. Bases 1702 to 5889 code for a protein of 1395 amino acids.